Molecule: messenger RNA, 515 nt
Organism: Symphalangus syndactylus (siamang)
Lineage: Eukaryota; Metazoa; Chordata; Mammalia; Primates; Hylobatidae
Gene: UBL5
Product: ubiquitin like 5
Biological process (GO): protein modification process
Molecular function (GO): protein binding
Source: RefSeq, a predicted model, not a curated record
UUUACUUCCGCUUCCGGUUCCUAGUGUUAACUUCUACCGGGGUUCAGCGCUCGGGUGAGGAGCUGGUGGCGUCGGCAGGUUCCAGGCGAUUCGAGGUGAGGGGGUCAAGCGGAGAGGCUCGGAGUCGGAGAAAGCUGGCGCGACCCAGCCACCCAGGGUCUGGGGUCGGUGGGAGGUCCAGCUAGGAUGAUCGAGGUUGUUUGCAACGACCGUCUGGGGAAGAAGGUCCGCGUUAAAUGCAACACGGAUGAUACCAUCGGGGACCUUAAGAAGCUGAUUGCAGCCCAAACUGGCACCCGUUGGAACAAGAUUGUCCUGAAGAAGUGGUACACGAUUUUUAAGGACCACGUGUCUCUGGGGGACUAUGAAAUCCACGAUGGGAUGAACCUGGAGCUUUAUUAUCAAUAGAUGAGAAUCCUCAUCUUCCUGCCCCGCUUUGCUCUCCCAUCCUCAUCCCCCACACUGGGAUAGAUGCUUGUUUGUAAAAACUCACCUUAAUAAACACUUAGAUGUUG